AUGAUGGGCAUCGACUACGUGAACGCCGAGGCAAACAUCGCUAAGAACCCCAAAGUGACGGCCAUUAACUCCUGCAUCGAAGUGGAUCUCGUGGGUCAGGUGUGCUCCGACUCUAUUGGCACCCGUGUCUACUCCGGUUUUGGAGGUCAAGUGGACUUUUUGCGGGGCGCGGCCAACGGCCUGGACGGCAAGGGUAAGCCCAUACUGGCCAUGGGCUCCAUCACGAGUCGCGGCGAGUCGAAGAUUGUGCCGUUCCUGAAACAGGGCGCCGGUGUGGUGAGCACCAGAGCCCACGUCCACUACUUGGUCACUGAGUACGGUAUCGCCGAGUUGUUUGGCCGCAAUUACCGGCAACGGGCCUACGCUCUCAUACAGAUCGCCCAUCCGGACCACCGCCAGGCGCUGGAAAAGGCCGCGUUUGAUAGGUUGAAGUGCAUGCCGUCACCCGAUUAGAUGGCCGGUGCUGUUUGGCCAGUGAUCUGUAGCGUAAAUUUCAGACAUUAAUGCAUACACUUAUGUCUUGUAAUUAAUUAAUUGAUUAGAUUUUUUUUUGUUUUGCUGUAUAUAUCGAUGAGUUGUGCAACAAAUUUGUAGUGUUUUUUAGGCACAGGUACUGUCAGUUCCUUUUCAAUGUGUCCAUUAGUGUACACACAAUGUUUGUGUCCAGUAGUGUACACCCAUUAGUGUUGAGCAUAUUAUUAUUAAUUAGAUGUACACUAAUACUGAUUGCACACACCAUUAGAUAUAUUAAACUAUAGGUAUGUUUAUUAUACCGUAAACUGUAUUUUUUGGUUCAAUUAUUGACCCAUUUUUGGGUUAUUUUUCGGGUUAAGUCGAAAGGAGAGG
This is a messenger RNA of Medioppia subpectinata, 846 nucleotides long. The record is from the annotation of a GenBank genome assembly. Lineage: Eukaryota; Metazoa; Arthropoda; Arachnida; Sarcoptiformes; Oppiidae.